CCAGGUUUUCAGAGAGGCAGUGAAAGCUGCAGUGGCAUACAAGCAGAACACGACUGAUUUCCUCGACCAAGUCAUGCAGGAACUGGAGAGAAUGGAUGAUCUCUCAUCAGUUCAGCCAGUGGAGCCUCGCGAUCCCUCCUCCUCUUCCUCCCACCCUCACCCUCCUCCUCCUGCCCCACCUCACCACUCUUCCUCCACUACCAGUAGUGAGGAUGGUGAAAACCAUGAACACAGCUAACACACUACAUCACACCACCACAUGUCUAUGUUGUACACUCAAUUAUUUUGAUGACGACGCCAUAAUACUGCACCAUCCCCCC
Geodia barretti is the source of this 320-nucleotide messenger RNA. The record is from the annotation of a GenBank genome assembly. Lineage: Eukaryota; Metazoa; Porifera; Demospongiae; Tetractinellida; Geodiidae.